Molecule: messenger RNA, 2173 nt
Organism: Trichomycterus rosablanca
Lineage: Eukaryota; Metazoa; Chordata; Actinopteri; Siluriformes; Trichomycteridae
Gene: klhl41b
Product: kelch-like family member 41b
Exons: 6
Coding region: 82-1899 (605 amino acids)
Molecular function (GO): protein binding
Source: RefSeq, a predicted model, not a curated record
UGUGGCAAGCAGGAGCAAAGCCACCUUCUCCUCCAUUUCUUCUCCUUUUUUCUUUUUCUUCAUCAUUUCUCUUCUGUCAGAAUGGAUCCUAAAGCCCUGCAGGAAGAGCUGCGACUAUUCCAGAGCACUUUGCUCCAAGACGGCCUGAAAGAACUCUUGAACGAGAACAAGUUUGUGGACUGCACGUUGAAGGUGGGCGACCGGUGCUUUCCGUGCCAUAGGCUCAUCCUGGCAGCGUGCAGCCCAUAUUUUAGAGAUAUCUUCUUCUCCGAGGAUGGCAAGGUCAAGGAAGAUCUAAAAGAGGUGGCUUUAGAUGACGUAGACCCAAACAUCCUGGAUAUGAUCGUGAAGUAUCUCUACUCGGCCGAGAUUGAGCUUACAGAUGCCAACGUACAGGAGAUCUUCGCUCUCGCUAACCGCUUCCAGAUCCCUUCUGUGUUCACAGUGUGUGUUAACUACCUUCAGAAGAAGCUCUCCCUCGCUAACUGCCUGGCAAUCUUCCGCUUAGGUCUCGUCCUCAACGUUCCUCGCUUAGCCAUCUCCGCCCGGGAUUUCAGUGCUGAUCGAUUUGAGACUCUCGCCAACGAAGAGGAGUUUCUCCAGCUGGCACCACAUGAGCUCUUUGCCCUGAUUGGCACUGAUGUCCUGAACGUGGAGAAGGAGGAGACAGUGUUUGAGGCACUCAUGAAAUGGGUCUGCAGUGACAAAGAGAAAAGGGUGAAAUCUCUCAAAGAUGCCUUUGAGUGCAUCCGGUUCCGUCUGAUUUCUGAGAAGUACUUCAAAGAGAAAGUGGAGACCGAUGACCUCAUCAAAGCUGAUCCAGAAGUUCAGAAGAAACUUCAGGUCAUCCGAGAUGCCUACAAGGGAAAACUGCCCGAGAAGAAGAUAAAGGAAAAGAAAGAAGGAGAGGUGAAUGGAGAGGAAGAUGAGGAGGAGCUCAUGCCCGGGUACCUGAAUGAUAAUCGUAGAAUAGGGAUGUAUAUACGAGGUCUGAUCCUCAUGAUCAACGACACGGCGGCUGUGGCGUACGAUGUUGAAGAGAACGAGUGCUUCCUUGCUAUCAUGGCGGAGCAAGUGCCCAAAAACCAUGUGAGCAUCUGCAACAGCAAGAACCAGCUCUUCCUCAUUGGAGGCCUGUUUGUAGAUGAAGAUGACAAGGAGACGCCUUUGCAAUGCUACUGUUACCAGCUGGAUUCACUGUCAGGUGAAUGGGUGGCACUGCCCCCCAUGCCCAGUCCCAGGUGUCUCUUCGGUUUGGGUGAAUGUGAAAAUCUGAUUUUCACCAUCGCUGGCAAAGACCUGCAGACCAACGAAUCUCUCGACUCUGUCAUGUGUUACGAUACUCAGAAGAUGAAAUGGAAUGAGACGAAGAAACUUCCUCUGCGUAUUCAUGGCCAUUCAGUGGUUUCACAUAAAGGCCUAAUCUACUGUGUUGGAGGAAAGACCGACGACAAUAAAGCAAUAAACAAGGUGUUUGCGUAUAACCACAAGCAGUCGGAGUGGAGGGAGCUGGCGGGGAUGAAGACCCCCAGAGCCAUGUUCGGAGCUGUGGUGCAUAACGGUAAACUCAUCGUUACUGGAGGAGUGAACGAGGAGGGACUGACCGCCACCUCCGAAAUCUACGACUUUAACGCAAACAAAUGGGACACGUUUGCAGAGUUUCCUCAGGAACGAAGCUCAGUGAACCUCAUGAGCACUGGAGGAAUCCUCUACGCUGUUGGAGGAUUCGCCAUUGUGGAGCUGGAGAAUAAAGAAGUCGGACCCUCAGAAAUCACAGACAUUUGGCAGUAUGAGGAGGAUAAGAAGCAGUGGAGUGGGAUGUUAAGAGAGAUGCGCUAUGCAUCAGGAGCUUCGUGUGUAGCGAUGCGCCUCAACACUGCCAAGAUGCCCAAACUGUAAACCCAUCCCUGAUUAAGCAUAACUUACUGUUUGGAUGCCCUUUGGCCCCGGUGCCCAGCUGUCUGCAGACAUCUGUACCCUCCUCAAUAAGAGUUUGAGCGGUGUGCCUGUGUAUUGAAUGUAUGUGUUUAUAUGUGCAAUUAAUGUAGGAUGAAUAUAUAAUAAUUGUCUCAAACAUUUUUAACAGUAUACACACCAGUCACCUCUCUUCACCUUCCACAGCUUUUUGUGUUCCUUUUUUUGUAAAUUAAACAAUAAAACUUUUUGAAUCACA